Messenger RNA from Erinaceus europaeus (western European hedgehog), 2381 nucleotides. RefSeq names its product potassium channel tetramerization domain containing 10 (gene KCTD10). Gene Ontology annotation, molecular function: protein binding; ubiquitin-protein transferase activity. Gene Ontology annotation, cellular component: Cul3-RING ubiquitin ligase complex. Bases 132 to 1082 code for a protein of 316 amino acids. The record is from RefSeq and is a predicted model, not a curated record. The transcript is spliced from 7 exons. NCBI's taxonomy places the organism in Eukaryota, Metazoa, Chordata, Mammalia, Eulipotyphla, Erinaceidae. Gene Ontology annotation, biological process: protein homooligomerization; protein ubiquitination; negative regulation of Rho protein signal transduction.
UCUGCGGGGCGGAAGUCGCCGUGCGCGCCGGAAGUCCCCGCCCCGCCCCGCCUCCGCUCGGCUCGCGCGAGCUGGCUGCUUCCUGCCUCCCUUAGUCCGGGUGCGGAGACUCCGGCGCCCUCCGGCUUUUCAUGGAAGAGAUGUCAGGAGAAAGCGUGGUGAGCUCAGCAGUGCCGGCGGCUGCCACCCGCACCACCUCCUUCAAAGGCACGAGCCCCAGCUCCAAGUAUGUGAAGCUGAACGUGGGCGGCGCCCUGUACUACACCACCAUGCAGACGCUGACCAAGCAGGACACCAUGCUGAAGGCCAUGUUCAGCGGGCGCAUGGAGGUGCUCACCGACAGCGAAGGCUGGAUCCUCAUCGACCGCUGCGGGAAGCACUUUGGAACCAUCCUCAACUACCUUCGAGACGGGGCAGUGCCCUUGCCUGAGAGCCGCCGUGAGAUCGAGGAGCUGCUGGCAGAAGCCAAGUACUACCUGGUCCAGGGCCUGGUGGAAGAGUGCCAGGCCGCCCUACAACAGAACAAAGAUACUUAUGAACCCUUCUGCAAAGUCCCAGUCAUCACCUCUUCCAAGGAAGAGCAGAAACUUAUAGCGACAUCAAAUAAGCCAGCCGUGAAGUUGCUCUACAACAGAAGUAACAACAAAUACUCGUAUACCAGUAAUUCGGAUGACAACAUGUUGAAAAACAUCGAACUGUUUGACAAACUGUCUCUGCGCUUUAAUGGGAGGGUCCUGUUCAUCAAGGACGUCCUCGGGGAUGAGAUCUGCUGCUGGUCCUUCUACGGCCAGGGCCGCAAGAUCGCCGAGGUCUGCUGCACCUCCAUCGUCUAUGCCACAGAGAAGAAGCAGACCAAGGUUGAGUUCCCUGAGGCCCGGAUCUACGAGGAGACCCUGAAUAUCCUGCUGUACGAGGCCCAGGACGGCCGGGAGCCUGACAACGCGCUGCUGGAGGCCACGGGUGGGGCGGCUGGCCGCUCCCACCACCUGGAUGAGGACGAGGAGCGCGAGCGAGAACGCAUCGAGCGCGUACGGAGGAUCCACAUCAAACGUCCUGACGACCGCGCCCUCCUGCACCAGUGAGCAGGCACGUGGACCCCUCCCCACCCCCCACUCGCCAGCCACACUCAGACCCUCCCCGCAGGCUCCCGCACCUGCCACUUCCCGGAGCACGGAGACUUUGCUGAAACGGCAAGCCAGAUGACGGCGUGCUGUUUGCUGACGGCGGGCUGACUGCCCCAGUCUCUCCCCCAGAGUCCUUGGAGCCGGACUCUCUCGGUUCUCAGAGGGAAGGUGUGAGUGGAAUGAAGUUUACGUGAGAAGCUUUGUCGCAGUAUUUAUUGUCCUGGGUGUUGACUGAGCUGCUCGGAUGCCCUUUGGGGUUCAGGUUGACAGCUGCCCUAGCGGUCCUGCAGUUGGUGGCCACCAGAGGUUUCUAUGUGCUGCUUUCUACCCCCACCCCCACCCCAGCCUGGCGGGCAGCCUGCUCAGCUCUGCCAGAAGCCUGGGCCCGCAGGGCUCCGUGGCUCACGGCUCAGAGCAGCGCAGGGCCUGGUGCGCUUCGAGCCGCCACGUGGUCGUUGCUAGCCUACCUUUGGGCAGCGCUCUGUCAGGGGCACUUCCGAUCUGGUCUUUGAUGGGGAGCUUGCUGGGAUCCUGGUCUUCUGCCCUGCAUGGGCAGGGUGCCCAGCUCUGUUCUUGGCUCCUGACCCCCCCUUUUUUAAACUCACUCCCGGAAGGCCAGCUGGCCUGAGAGAUCACAGACCACAGCUCUCUGGAACCCCUUCCUUCCUCUGCUGCCUUUAAAGUUGACUGGGACGCCAGCUCUGCUCUGGCCCCAUGCCCCCAGGCAGGAACCCUGCCACCCCAGCAUCCCCGCCGCCAUGCCUCUGUGUCUUGGCCUCUGGUUUUUCCACAGCGCAGAGCCUUCUGGGAGUGCUUGAUGUCGUGAUUGGUCAAGGGACGUGUGAGAUUGUUGAUGGGGAUGUGUGCUCGUGGGGCCCCGGUGGCCCACACUGGCUUUGUGCUCGUGUGAGACAGACCUCAGUAACCUGCCUGCGAGGGGACAGGAGUGAGUGGUGACUAGUGUGGGUGCUUGAGACUAGACUAGUCAGUCGAGUGGUCAGAGAGGAGUGUGUGUGACAGCAGUAGUACGUGGACUUCGUCUACGUUUCAGAGGGAGCUUCGCUGUCCUACACCAAAGGGAUUCGUAGGGGCAGCCUUUGACACGGUGAAUCCCCAAAACGAGUUUAUAUUUUGAAGCGGUUUUUACAGUUCUGACUUUGUAUGUUCUGCCCACCCCUUGACAGCCGUAUGCCUUUAUUCUGUAUCAGCAGCAGAGCCUACAAUAAAACUGUAAAGCAAUCAAGACCGUACCCACAA